This is a messenger RNA of Cotesia congregata, 525 nucleotides long. NCBI's taxonomy places the organism in Eukaryota, Metazoa, Arthropoda, Insecta, Hymenoptera, Braconidae. The record is from the annotation of a GenBank genome assembly.
AUGAAUCAACAGACAAUCUUAGCCGGUCUCCUGAGUGUUGCCUUGGCAUCACCCCAAUGGUACCCCCAACCAGCCUACCACGGAGCUCACGCCGGGUACGCACACGGAGCAGCAGCGCCCCUUGGGCCUGACGGUCGGGUAGUAGAUACCCCCGAGGUAGCCGCCUCAAAAGCCGCGCAUUUAGCCGCUCUUGCCGAAGCAUCCGCACGCGCGCCCCAUGGACCCGCCGAUCACCACGACGGAGCUUACCACGACGGAUGGAACGCUCCCAACCCCGCCUACGCCCCAGCUCACUUGGGACCACGGUACCACGGACCACCAGCUCCCCUUGGACCCGACGGUCGCGUCGUAGACACCCCCGAGGUCCAAGCCGCUAAAGCUCACCACUUCGCUCUUUUCAACGCUGCCGCUCACUCUGCUCCCGCUGGUCCAGCUCACGCCGCUCCAGCUUACCCCGCUCACGCGGAUUACGACUCAGGAGCUUACAACCCCGCGUGGGACAGUCCCGCCUGGAACCACUAUUAA